Molecule: messenger RNA, 682 nt
Organism: Homo sapiens (human)
Lineage: Eukaryota; Metazoa; Chordata; Mammalia; Primates; Hominidae
Gene: MEIG1
Product: meiosis/spermiogenesis associated 1
Exons: 3
Coding region: 200-466 (88 amino acids)
Cellular component (GO): nucleus
Source: RefSeq, marked validated
ACUAAGAGACGCGAGGGUCGCGAAGGGCACAACACUUGGCCUCUCGCUGGCCCUGCUCGCGGAUCCCGAGUAGAGAACGCAAGCACCCACGCCCGCCUGCAAGCUCCCGGGCGCCCCCGGCCUCUCCUGCUCGGCGGAACGAGGAUAACCCAGUAGAGCCGGACCCAGGGAUAUUAUUGAUAAUAAGGCCUCUGUAACCAUGGCUAGUUCUGACGUAAAACCAAAAUCAGUAAGUCAUGCCAAAAAAUGGUCAGAAGAGAUAGAAAAUCUGUACAGAUUUCAACAAGCAGGAUAUCGGGAUGAAACCGAAUAUAGACAAGUGAAACAAGUUUCUAUGGUAGAUCGUUGGCCGGAGACAGGAUAUGUGAAGAAACUUCAGAGAAGGGACAAUACGUUCUAUUACUACAACAAACAGAGGGAAUGUGAUGACAAAGAAGUCCACAAAGUGAAAAUUUAUGCUUACUAGCCUGUCUUCUUUGUAUUACUUGUCAAUUAUAUUUUAAGUAUUCAUCAUUUCCUUCUACAUCAUGUGUUUGUCAUUUGAUGAAAUAAUUCAAGAUGCAGUCUGCAGUUUAAUGUUUUGUGAAACACAAAAGCCAUGAGAAUUGGUAUCUGCUAAUCACCUUGUCCUGUUCUAAGAACUGGCUGCAGAUGCAUUAAAGUUGUACUUUCUUGGUCCUGC